Metarhizium robertsii ARSEF 23 is the source of this 1611-nucleotide messenger RNA. RefSeq lists its product as uncharacterized. Bases 1 to 1611 code for a protein of 536 amino acids. The record is from RefSeq and is a predicted model, not a curated record. The transcript is spliced from 2 exons. NCBI's taxonomy places the organism in Eukaryota, Fungi, Ascomycota, Sordariomycetes, Hypocreales, Clavicipitaceae.
AUGUUUUGUGAGAAGCUGACAGGUAUAUCCCUGAUUCAUGAGCUGGGAAACGGACUGUCUAACGUCGUGAACUUCAAUCUGGGUGGACUUGCCACCGGCACCAAAGUCCUUCCGGAUGCUCCAGGAUAUAUAUUCUUUAAUGAGAGAAGAGUCGAUUGUCUCUUCGAUAGGCGAAUUGAAAAGGGAAUAUCCUCACUCAGCAGACUACUCGGAAUUCUCGGAACCGGAAACACAUUUGAGUCGCAUCCAUGCGUCCCCCCAGGACAGGUCGCUGCAAAGGUUAUGCCGGAUGGUUUCAUAUCACGUCCUAGCUCAUCCAAUGAGACAAAGGAAUCAGAAAUGACAAACAUCUUCACCGGCGUCCAAUUUGAAUACCGCAAUGGAUAUAUUUCAAAGCCAUACUUUGAGACACGUCUGUGCGUUAUAAAUCCUGAGUCGCCGAAAACGCUAGGCUCACAUCGACCUAACUUUGAGCCUAAUGUAUUGGCGAGUUCGCGCGGGUUUACAAAUAUCACCAUUGACACUGGAAUGUGCAUGUUCUCGAGAGCCAGGCUCGCGGCACCGCCGAAAGAUGAUGAAUCAGGGGUCCCUGUUACAAAUGAGGCACUAAUUCCGCCAUUGCCUAGCAUUGACCCGACGAUGUACGAGCUCGAGAUUAUUGCAAGGCUGUCAGCCACCAUUGCUGAUAUAGUCGGUCGUCUCGAAAGUCAAGACACUGGAGUUGUCGUCAACCUAGAUAUACCGGACUUUCAAUAUUAUUGGAAAGCUUGCAGUCUUCUUCAGAAGGGAUUGGUAGACGGUGAUUACGUGCAAACGUGGAUGGGUGCAAUGGACUUAAGAAAGAGCCAGCUCGGCGCCGUGAUGACCGAAAUGAUCCGAUCGGCAAUGGACGACCGAGGUCUUGUUGGUUUGAACGUUCAGAUGAAGACUGCUGCAGGAAGUGUACCAACCGUCGACGAUGUGAUUGAUGCGUUGACAUCUAAAGGGCCCGAAGCUGCAAAAUGGAGGGUGUUUUUGAGCGCAGCGCGUGCGCAAGAUCAACCCUCAACAAUGGAUGAGCUGGGAAAGCUGGUGUAUGUAUUCAAAACUGUCAAGUCUGUGUUGACACUAGGCACUGUUUCAAUACCGACUAGUCAUGUUGGAACUGCUGUAGGGAGAAGUCUUAUUGUCCAAGUCAAUGACGUUACAGACUGGAGGAUUUUUGAUAGGGCGAAGACGUUUCUAAAAAGGUAUUCGAAAAUUGCUGGCAUCUGCAUGAAUGAGACUAUUAUCGUCGGCGUUUUCCCUUUGCAGAGGAUCUUUCUUACCGGAUCUGGUCGAUCGAAUUUAUAUGACCACCAAUCAUCGCGCGAAUAUUUAAAUCAAGAGAAGCGCCGUUACCUGCUUGAUUGUCUCGACAUUAUACAACAAGUCCAUGGAACGAAUGUGGCCCAGCAACUACGGCACUCAGUUUACAUGGUCUUCCUUCACGAUGAAAGGUUUUAUGGCCAUAUUCGAGCGGCGAGCCGUAAUGGUUGUUCGAAACAUGGUCAGAAAGUCCGUGCCUGUAUUUGCAAAGAUCGAUGGCCAGUUGAGGAAAGUGUUCCAAGAUUUGCUCCAAGAGUUGAAUAA